CCUCGACGCUCCCAGCGACGCCCCCGACGACCUCAGCGGCUGCCCCUCCACGCUUCGUCCUUCGUUAGCAGUACCUCCCGGACACACUCGUUACCUUCACUAUUCUACCAGAAGCCAUGUUCGCCCGCUCAGUCGUCGCAGCUUUCGUUGCCGCCCCCCUUCUCGCCCAGGUCGCCUUUGCGGCUUCCUGCGCGCGCCAGUACACCGUCAAGGAGGGCGACUGGUGUGAUACCAUCUCCGCUGCCAACAACGCGUCCACGUACCAGCUCGCUGUCGUGAACUCGGCCAUUGACAACGUCUGCGACAACCUCCAGAUCGGCCAGACCCUCUGCCUCGGUACCGAGGGCGAGGACUGCCAGACCACGCACGUCGUCCAGGCCAACGACUCCUGCGACCUCGUCACCGGCACGUACAACAUCAACGCUACGCUCCUCCACACGAACAACCCCCAGGUCGAUGCCGACUGCACUAACCUCUACAUUGGCGAGGUUCUUUGCGUCGCGAACACCAUCGCCGUGCCCGCUGUUGCCUCCGGCAGCGCUACGCCCGCUGUCAUCAUCCCCUCGACGGCCAUCCCCGUGAGCACGACCGCGACCCCCGCGACGACGUCGACUGCCGCUACGGUCACGGAGACCGUGUCCGCCGACGACGACGAGGACCUGCCCUUCUGCGACGAGCUGUAAGGGCCUCGUCUCCCUGCCCCGCGGAACCGCAGCGUAGAGCACCCCACGCCCGCUCUCCGCCGCUGUCUCCGUCCGCCCGCGUCUCCGUUCCGACAGCACCCUGCCUUUAUCCCCUCUAUCGUCCUUCGUUCUGUUUUACCCCACAUACCCAGCAGCAUAGCGCGCCGCUAUGCUCUUAUUACCACCCUGUGACCUUGCACGUUGCGUAGAUAGCUCUGUGGGCUCAAUGGUCGGUGUGCACGUCACAAUGUUGAACAUCGCUAGGGGUCCCGGGACCCCGGGUUUCGUACGCAGUCUUUAAUGUAGUGCCGAGAGUCGAAGUUUGCGUGAAAGCGAUAAUCGAAGCAAAGAUAACAAGUACAGCAAAUGACAUCGUAUGGAUACACACCGCGCCCGGCCCAGUCCGAUUCCCCCCAUCACGUACGAUCACGACUCCUCCAAGUACCCCUGCACGAUGAGAUGCUCGAUGUCGGACCGCCGCACCAGAAAGCGGUGGCCGCGCUUGAAGUCGAUCGCGCCGAGCUCGGUGUGCACGACGCCGCAGUCGCGCACGACGCGGACGUGCACCUGCAGGUCCUUCGGCGGGUGCGCGAUCGGCGCGAGCAGGUCGAUGUCCUCCGUGAGGCCCGCGCCCGCCCCGGCCGCGGACGAGAACGCGUCGGUGCGCAGCGUGAGCAGCGACGCCGCGUACGACCGCAGAAAGUCCACCUCGUGCGGGCUCAGCUUCGAGCGCACGUCCUGCGGCGCCGCCGCCCCGCCCAUCUGCGCCUGCUGCUGCGCCUGCACCUGCGCCGCACCGCCCGCGGCGCCGGCGGGCUGCAUGGCGAGCAGGAGGGGGAGCGCGCCGCCGACGGACCAGAAGAGGUCCUUGAGGAACUCGAGGCGGUGGUGGUGGUACGCGAGGAGGCAGCGCUUGUUGCGGAGGAUGGCGGUCUGGUAGAGCAGCACGGUCGGCAUGUACGCGUGCU
Trametes versicolor FP-101664 SS1 is the source of this 1651-nucleotide messenger RNA. RefSeq lists its product as uncharacterized. The transcript has 4 exons. The coding region runs from base 117 to 683 and encodes 188 amino acids. The record is from RefSeq and is a predicted model, not a curated record. NCBI's taxonomy places the organism in Eukaryota, Fungi, Basidiomycota, Agaricomycetes, Polyporales, Polyporaceae.